AUGCACACGGGACAGACUGUGACGGACACUGGACAGACUGUGAUGGACACUGGACAGACUGUGAUGGACACGGGACAGACUGUGACGGACACUGGACAGACUGUGACGGACACUGGACAGACUGUGACGGACACUGGACAGACUGUGACGGACACUGGACAGACUGUGACGGACACUGGACAGACUGUGACGGACACGGGACAGACUGUGACGGACACGGGACAGACUGUGACGGACACGGGACAGACUGUGAUGGACACGGGACAGACUGUGACGGACACGGGACAGACUGUGACGGACACUGGACAGACUGUGACGGACACGGGACGGACUGUGACGGACACGGGACAGACUGUGACGGACACGGGACGGACUGUGACGGACACUGGACAGACUGUGACGGACACGGGACAGACUGUGACGGACACGGGACAGACUGUGACGGACACGGGACAGACUGUGACGGACACUGGACAGACUGUGAUGGACACGGGACAGACUGUGAUGGACACGGGACAGACUACUGUGACGGACACUGGACAGACUGUGGCGGACACUGGACAGACCGUGGCGGACACUGGACAGACCGUGACGGACACGGGACAGACUGUGACGGACACGGGACAGACUGUGACGGACACGGGACAGACCGUGACGGACACGGGACAGACCGUGACGGACACGGGACAGACCGUGACGGACACGGGACAGACCGUGACGGACACGGGACAGACCGUGACGGACACGGGACAGACCGUGACGGACACGGGACAGACCGUGACGGACACGGGACAGACCGUGACGGACACGGGACAGACCGUGACGGACACGGGACAGACCGUGACGGACACGGGACAGACCGUGACGGACACGGGACAGACCGUGACGGACACGGGACAGACCGUGACGGACACGGGACAGACCGUGACGGACACGGGACAGACCGUGACGGACACGGGACAGACUAUUGCACAGAAGUAUGACCUGCAUAAGGAGGAGGAGCUGCGCUUCUGGAUAGAGGAAAUGACUUCCAUGACCAUCGGAGAGAACUUCCAGAAGGGCCUGAAGGACGGGGUGAUCCUGUGCGAACUCAUGAAGAAACUGCAGCCUGGAGCCAUCAAGAAGACCAACCACUCCAAGCUCAACUGGCACCAGUUGGAGAACCUGGGGAACUUCAUCAAAGCCAUGCUGGCAUACGGCAUGAAGCCCACAGACAUUUUUGAGGCCAACGACCUGUUUGAGAACGGGAACAUGACGCAGGUGCAGACCUCUCUGCUGGCUCUAGCCAGUAUGGCCAAGACCAAAGGCAUGGACACCAAGGUGGAUAUUGGGGUGAAAUACGCAGACAAAACACAGAGGCACUUUGACGAGGGCAAGAUCAAAGCAGGACAGUGUGUCAUCGGACUGCAGAUGGGGACUAACAAGUGUGCGAGCCAGGCUGGGAUGACCGCAUAUGGGACCAGGAGGCACCUGUACGACCCGAAGACCCAGACGGACAAGCCCUACGACCAGACCACCAUCAGCCUGCAGAUGGGCACAAACAAGGGUGCCAGCCAGGCGGGCAUGUCUGCACCCGGCACACGCAGAGACAUCUUUGACCAGAAGGUGGCGCUGCAGCCUGCGGAUAACUCCACCAUCUCCCUCCAGAUGGGCACUAACAAAGUGGCAUCCCAACGCGGCAUGAGCGUGUACGGCCUGGGACGCCAAGUCUACGACCCCAAGUACUGUGUGCCCCCCACAGAGCCCGUCAUCCACAGCAAUGGCUCCCAGGGGCCCCACGGUUCUGACAUCAGCGACAGCGAUUACCAGCACGACUACCAGGGGCCCUACCAUGGGGACUACCCGGCCGAGUACCAGGGGCCUAACCACGGGGAAUACCCAGCCGAGUACCAGGGGCCCAACCACGGGGAGUACCCAGCCGAGUACCCUGCAGAGCACCAAGGACAGGAGUACCACCAGAGCUACCACAACAACUACAACUACAGCCAGGGAGCGGACUAUUAG
Molecule: messenger RNA, 2004 nt
Organism: Knipowitschia caucasica
Lineage: Eukaryota; Metazoa; Chordata; Actinopteri; Gobiiformes; Gobiidae
Source: the annotation of a GenBank genome assembly